GGCUGCUUGUUUUAAAAACCGGCGCCAUCUUAAAAUCAGUGGAAUUUUGAAAAUCAAAUAGAUUUAUCUGGAUCGGUUUUACAAUGUAUAAAGAUGAGGAAAUGUAUGAGAGAAUCUAUAGGGAUGAGUUUAUGUGACUUCUUUCCGAUGAAGAAGCGUAAACUUUGCAAGACGCCAAAUGGCCCUUCUCGGCGAAGUGCUUCAACGCUCGGUAAAUAGAAAGUGUGUGUAAAAAUGUCUUGGUUAAUAGUGGUUGUGAUCAUGUGAUUUUAGGUUUUGUUUUAUAUCACACAAGGUUUAUUUAAAUAUUGUAUAGUUUUAUAUAAAUACUUUUAGGUUUAUUUAAAUAUUGUAUAGUUUUAUAUAAAUACUUUAUAUACUAUCAUUCGUAUCAUGAAUUCAUGGAGCAAUUAGCAAUACUAUUUUAUAUAUAGAAAUUUACCAUUGCCGCGGUACAGUUCUAGAAUACCCAUUUGGUCUUCGGAUUCGGUCAUGCUUGUUACAUGACUAUGUGGCUGCAUGGAAAUGAUGGAAUCAAUUUUUGUUGAAUAACCUGAAUAGAUCGGUCACCACGAUCAGGUUAUAGGGAAGGGUUUGGAUAUGGGUCAGGCGGUAAAUAAUUUAUCUUUACUACAAGAAUGUUACUGUAUGUACCAUUAGAACAACAUCGAAGCUUUGAAUUGGCCUGGUAUUCUAUAAUUGCUCUGUCAUUCAAUGCUUGACCUGUAUCCAAACCCUUCCCAGAAGGCUGACCUACCUAAAUAAAAUUUGAUUACAUAUAGCCAUGUAAUGGAUGUGUGUUCUACAGGGUAUAAAUUAAAAAAACGUAGUCGAACUUUAGCGCGCUAUUGUAUCUGAAUUACUAUGCGUAUGAACGAGAUUUUUUCACAUUUGGAAAGAUUGGGCUUUUAGCUGUUGAGUAACAUGUUCUUCAUGCCAAAUGGAUAAAAAAUGAGCAAAUACGAAUCCAAUAAAAAAUGUUAGUCAGAAUCGCAUAUUUUCACCGUUGAGAGUUGGGUCUAAAACGAUUUAAAAUGAACCCUCUUUGGUACUUAUUAUACUUAAGUUGAUGAAUUUCACUUUAAUAAACGACGCACAUAUUCAUAAUUAUAUUUAUUAAGUAGGAAUAAAUCUUAGCUAAGCUACGACAUGUUCCUGAUUAAUUGCUUUUCUUUUUGUUAUGCAUUUUUUUAAUUAGGCACAAAGGUGAAAAUAUGUGAUUUUGACUAACAUUUUUGAUCGGCCUCGUACAUGCUUAUUUUUUCUCCAUUUGGAAUGAAAAGCAUGUCAUUCAAUUGCUAAAAGUGUGAUCAUUCCGAAUGUGAAAACCAAUUGUUCGUACGCUGAGUGAUUCACAUAUAAUAGCGAGCUGAAGUUUGAUUACCUUUUUUUAUACACCCUGUAUAAUACACGCUUCCUAAAAGUGUGUCACCUUGGCUAUACAGUCUCGUUUUCGUGAUGUGAUAUUGGACUUUAAUUUAACAAAUAUACACAAUAUGUCAUAUAGUAUACACGAAAAUGAGGCGCCUCUAUGGCCAAAAUUACAUAUUAAUUUCCAAAUGAGUGUAUAUUGUACCUGUUGUCCCUUUUAUUAGUCUUAAUGCUCAGUAAAACCCACAAAGGAAUAUAUUUCAUAAUAUAUAUAUAUAUCAUAACAUCAUAUAUAUUCAUAGUCUGCGAUAGCAGACAGAUCGCAGACAGCUGGGGGUCUAUAUAAUAUAUCCAUAACAUCUUUUUAAAGGGAAAUUGGGAAAGUCAUCUGAUUUAGCACCAAGUGCAGGUGAAAAUGGCAUAGAAAUCCUUUGGGACAACAACUCACCAAGUCCAACAACAACUAUUGCUUUAGGUAAGGCUAUAUCAUAUUUCAUGGGUAGAGCUGUGCAAACUCCGGUUAUUUUAGCUCCGGCAGUCAAAACUCCGGCUCCUCCCCUGGCAAGGAAAUUUUAAGGAAAUUUCAUAUUCAAAAGUAGAAGCAGGCAAAAGUAUUUCAGUGUAAUUUCAGAAUUUAUUUUAUUCCUUUUCGUGUUUUCUCCUUUACUUAUCAAAUAUCUGUACUUCGGUGCUUGUUUAAACAAUGUUUUGUAGAAAGUAAAAUUUAAACUGCAUGGCAUUGUAGUGUUUUUGCCCAAAAUAUCCCAGGGCUCUGGUACUCCGGCUCCGACGCACAGCUCAUAGGCUGAUCUAGGAGUUGACCACUUGCUGGUCCACUGAUGAACCUGUAAAAUAAUAUUUGCAUCAUCAUUUAAGUUGCAGUAGUGAAGCAUACUAAAUAAAAUCUUGCUUGCCAGAACCCUUUGGCCCGCCCUUCCCCCUGCCAGAACCCCUUGGCCCGCCCUUCCCCCUGCCAGAACAGCCUUAGUUUGGUAGUUCAAUGGGCCACUCUCAUGCAAAAUUGACCUUCUACAAUCUUCAGCCUUCAUCCCUUAGAUAUAAUAAGCAUCAGUAUUCAUUCGCAUGUUUUAUUGCUGUUACGUAUUGCAUUAUUCAAUAUUUCUAGCAGGUAAACGAAGACGAAAACAAAAUACAACUAGAGCUGAAGAAACCCCUGUGACAGAUGUUUCAUUUGUCGUGCAAAAACUGAGUGAAAAUGUAAUUAGUACAUUAUUUUAAACUAGUACUAAAUGACAUUGAUAUGUACCUAUUUGAUUAAAGUUUACUAGUCGUAUAAGUUCUUACGGGAACCACUCAGUAUUUUAAGAAAAUACAAAACAACAGUAACUCCGAAAAACAUUUUGAUUUUUAAUCGACAUUUCGACUAGUUUGUAGUCAUCCUCAGGAUUAAGAAUAAUCAACUAGUCGAAACGUCGAUUAAAAAUCAAAAUGUUUUUCGGAGUUACUGUUAUUUUGUAUAAGUUCUGUUUAAUCCAUCAGUGCUAGCACUUUCCCGAAUGAGUAAAAUUGUCUAGCCUUAGACAGAGUAAAAUUAUAGAGAGAAUUAGUGUGCAAUUCAACUUAAUGGGCUAACUAGACACAUAUGAACAACAAGCUUUCGUUGGUGGGGAUGCAAUUACCUGAAAAAUAUAAGGAGAAUUUUGACAUUUCGAGCGAAGGCCCUUCAACGUUUCGAGUGAAGACCAGGGCUACGAAAUUCUCCUUGUAAUUUUCAGAUAGUUGCAUUCCUACCAACGAACGCUUGUUCAUAUUAUCGACACUACCUACACUCGCACAGACACUUCAAGAUUAUGACUAGACACAUAUAGUCUGAGUGACCUAUUGAGCGCCAACACUCUCCUCUUGCCCUUGAUGAGUAAAAUUGUCUGGUGUUAGACAGAGUAAAGUAAUAAAGUAGAGUGCAAUAUGUCACUUGUUGAGUUAACUUAGGUCUGUUUCUGCUUAAAUCUCUCAGUAAAUUAUCCUUCAAACGUAAAUUAAAACAACAAGUAAUUUCUGGUUAUGAUGAUUAGUCUUUGCCUUACAAAGGUGAAUUUACAAUUUUAGUAAAUGGGUCAUACACUGUUUAAUAUUUAUUGUUUAAUGUAUUUUUGUUGUAAUUCGUUGAGCUUUGGUUAAUUGUUUGUAUUAUUUAUUUGUCAAAUCUGCCUCUUUAAUUAUGCUUUAUGUUUAUAUACUUGUCGUUUUAAAGGCCAACUGUCUCGAAUAGCCCCUAUGGAUACUACAGUUGCCCUGCACUAUACUGUUAUUUAAUUUUCGUUUUUGUAAAUACUUCCCUUGUAAUUGUUAAUUUCCCGUGUAAUUGUUAAUUUCCCGAUUGCAUUAGAAACAACAGACAAUGAGGCAUUUCAGCUGAUGAUCUAUUGUUUUUAAUGCGUUCGACACAUGAGAAGGGCAACGUUUGAAACAGGCCCAAGUUUAAUUCAUGGUAGUUCAUUUUAAAAUCCUAUCAAGUCAAGACUUUGAUGUCUUCUAUUUCAGACAUCGCCAGUGGUGGAUCAAGGUCAUUCUGCUUUGUUGGAAAUGUGGAUAAACAAAGAAGAUCAAAAGAAGAAUGGUCAUGCGUGUGAUGAAGAGUUUACAUCUCCGCCAUUUCGACAAACUAGAUACAAGAAGACCACAAGCCCACUUUCUACUCCUUUGAUUCAGAGGUUGUUUAGAAGAAAUAAUCUUUAUUGUGAUUUCAAUACACCCUUUCGAUAAUUACGUCACAACUACACUGUUUUCAACUUAGGACCACCUUAAAUGUAAAGGAUUCGAGUUUUUUUUCUCAUGGGCUAUGCACAGAGAAGCAAAACAUCCUUCAACACAUGGGCGAAAAAAUUUGGAUUUUGAUCAAUAAAUAUAGAAAUAGGCAUUAACACGAAAAUGAGGUCAUGACCUGGAGCCUCGUUUUCGUGUUAAAGCUUAUUUCCACAUUUAUUGGUCAAAAUAAAAAAUAUUUUUAUGCAUGUGUUGAAGAAGGAUGUUCUGCUUCUCUGUGCAUAGCCCAUGAGAAAAAACAACUUGAAAUCCUUUCCAUUUAAGGUGGUCCUAAGUUGAAAACAGUGUAGUUGUGGCGUAAUUAUCGAAAAAGUGUAUUAAUUUUGCAAGGCCCCAAACUUUUGAAUGCCUUUUGAGUGGUGGUUGAAUUGUGUACCAAGCUGUAACAAUAAUUUACAACCACGAAGUGUAAUGUCCUUUUUCCUUUAUUCCAACUACAGGAGAACAUCGAAGCGACAAAGUCGAAGAGCGACAAGGCAGUUUAUGCUUGAAAUACGCCAGUUGGUUGAUGAGAUUCAGAAGAACGGUGAGUUCCCUAAAAUUGUUGAAACAGUGUUUAAAAUUACCUUGUAGAAAUCACAUUAUGUGCUUGUUUUGUUACGUUAGAUCUGAGUGGUAGCAGUCAAAGUCAGAAAGAAAUUCAAUGUAAAAUUAGUGAUGAUCGACCCCAGGUGAAAAGGUAGGUCAAAACUACACACGCGUUUUAAAAUUAUGUAAUUCAACCAAACCACUGGACGGUGAUAGAGAAGAAUUUGGUUAUUCCUAAAACAUUUCUCACGGCACUUUCAAGUUGUACCUAAACUAAAUUUUCACUAAAUUUCAGAGCGAAGACAAACGAUAAAUCUGCUAAAAAGGUAACACCAGUGACUCAAUCUUUAACGAACCAACCUUGCAACACGAAGCUCACCAGUACUACCAUACCAGGUACGAGCAUUUCCGGACCAAGUACGACUAGUUCCGGACCAGGCACGACAAUUUCCGGACCAAAUACGACUAUUUCCGAACUCUUGCAUGAUAGUUUUGAGUGGACUGAGGAUGACAUGGACGAGCUAAUCCUUACAUGUCGACUAAGUAGUUCCGGUAAGGGAUCCCUAACUGUCCCAGAUCCCCCUAGACCACAAUGUGGGGCGAGUCCUUCGCAAGUUAUUUUUGUACCAGAGACGCAACUCACGCAAAUGCCGUCUCGAACAACUCGCACGGAGACGCAGAUGCAACCAACGCAAAUUUUGUUUCACGAGGAGAAAUCGAAACUGAAUACCAAUGAGGUUGUCUUGAAUACUAAUCAUUCUGCUGAGCAUGCGCAGGAGGUGCCUGAGCAGAAAGACCUCGUGGACAAAUGGGAAUUUAAUUUUGACGAAGAUGAUUCGCUACUCGCAUCAGCUGCGCAAGAAUUCGAGUUAUCGCAAGAAGCGAUCACCGCAAAGCCUAAAUGCUCUCCGAAAAAACAAGACAUUGAAGGUAAACAGUUUGACAAGGUACCAACAGCGAAAACGAACUCGACAAGUUUGCUUGGGGAAGGAAAUUUUGCUAAGAUGACUAGCAGCAAUAAAGGAAUUGUGGAUGUUUCAUCUAGUAACGUGGCGACCCCACGUACGAAAACGAAAUUAAGCCUAAGACGAACUACACCCAAAGCAGCCACAUUAUUCGACACGCGUGCAAACGAAAAUCGUUAUCCUCGAAAUAACGUGCGCACGCAACUACGCACUAACCAAGGCGCAUCUUCACCUCUGCAAAAUAUACCAAGGAACUUGAGUUAUCCGCCUGAAAAGCCGUCUCGACUGCAGACAAACUUGGAAAUAUCGAAGGAGACUUGCUCGAAGCAAACAACAGCUGCAAAGAACUAUAGUUCUGUACAUAACAUUGUGAAAGAAUGCAAGCCAAAUUUUAUAGAUAGCAAUGUAAAAACAAGUGUCUCAAAAGAACGCAAGUCAAGUUUAUUACAGGGCCAAAACUCAAGUGUAAAACAGAAUAACAAAGUUCAGGAAAAUGAGUUGGAUUUUCUGUUGUGCGAAGAUAAUUUUGCUGCAUUGUUGGAUGAUUUCAAUUUUGACGGUAAGUAAUAAUUUUGACUUGGUGUAUGGUAUAGGAUUCAGUGGCGAAGCCAGUUCGACUAUUUAGUCCCGCUAUGCAAAUAUUUCCGUGUUCAUAGAUCGUGAAAACAACCAAUUUCUAAAGAAAUGAAUAAUGAUUUAAUAUUUGCAUAGCAUGACCAAAUUGUCGUGCUGGCUUCGCCACUGAUAGGAAUGUUGAUUUGAGUGAAUUGUUAUUUAAUGUAUAGUAAGAUUCAAUAAGCUAGCGCUACGGACCAGAAGAUAGGAAUCUACCUCAGAAACUAUCACACUUCUAAGAGCAAGCAAAUUAAGCUACAAUUUUCAUUUCUAUUUCUUUCAACCAAAUACAAGACUAGCAGCCUAGACCUAGCCUUCUAUUAUUAUUAUUUAAUAUUCAGCGCUUUUUCACAUAAGAGGACUGGGACCUAGGCGAUUUACAUGGUGAUACUUUCCCAGUCCUCUCAUGUGAAAAAGCGCUGAAUAUUAAAAAUAAUAAUAAUAGAAGGCUAGGUCUAGGCUGGUAGUCUUGUAUUUGGUUGAAAGAAAUAGAAAUGAGAAUUGUAGCUUAAUUUGCUUGCUCCAAGAAGUGUGAUAGUUUCUGAGGUAGAUUCCUAUCUUCUGGUCCGUAGCGCUUCCUGGGACCGAGGAUGUAGCGCUUAUUGAAUCUUACUAUACACUAAAUAACAAUUCAUUCAGAUCAACAAUCCUAUCAGUGGCGAAGCCAGACAAUUAGCAAAUGCUAGCCCGAAAUUGACCAAACCUGCCCAAAGCCAGUCGAGUAAAGGCCUAUGUCUAGGCUGCAAGACUACUACAUUUAAGGUUACAGAACACCUUUGGGUGUUAAUUUUGCCUAAAAUUUUUUUAUUGGUUUCCAUGAAAGCAUUAGACUAGUUCUACUAUCUGACCAAGUUUGGACGAAAAAUGUUGAAAACUCGCAGAGUUAUUUAAUAAAAUACAUUUCGCUUGCAAUAAGAAAACAUUGAAAAUGUAAUAUUCAAAUUCAAUUUUCUCCGAAGAAUUUUACGGCAAUUACUAAUUUUUAAACGAGUUGUGCUCCUGCGGGUUUUAACGAAUUUUUCUCAAAUUUUCACAGGACAUAGCUAUUACGUCAGUUUCAAAAUUGUGUUCGGCUUUGUUCUAAUUUUGGAUAUUUUAAUAAUAAGGAGCAAUUCACACAAACGAUUCAGAAAUAUAUUGCAGUCGUCAAAGAAAUCGCCAUAUCAGCGGAAUGACGAAAUAAACAGAAAUUUCCGAACACAAUUUUUUAGAACAACUAUUUUACUGUAUAAAAAUGAUAUUUUCAUAAAUAUAUCUUAAAACCAGCAGGAACAUAACUCAAAAGCGUAAAGGUACUGCGACUUAAGAUUUUCCUGAAUAAUUCUUACAUUAUUUUAUUGUUUGUCAAUUAUACAACUUUAUCAUAUUUUGCAUGCACUGGCUAACAUCUGGUGAAAAUUUGAUGAAAAUCGGACUGAUUUUGAGCGCGCAGUAGCGAUUUUCCACAAAACGCCAAAAAGGGUGUCCUGUAACCUUAAUGAAAAGAAUGAACGUUUUCUCACUCUGAUAACUGCAGGUUGACCAACAUCUGCUGCACGAUAGUAGCCAAACUCGUGCUCUAUUUUCAUACAACCAUGAGCCUUUUUAUACUAAGUUAUAUCUGUAUCUUUACUUUACUUUAUAGAUGUCCUAACAGAAGCCAUGACACAAGCGCCAACAAAGACUCCAGCCACAACUAAUUUCCCCAAACCAUGCAACAACAACUCCGCACCUAAACUAACUACCGUCAGUCAAAAGAAAUAUUCAAAGGAUGAAAUUGAGCGAAAACGUCUGGAAGCACAACGAAGACGUCUUGCAAAGGUUAAGCAGAAAAAUUCAACACAAUUCAGUUUUGCCAGGAUCUCUAAGAGAUAAAAAAUUGUAAAUGUAGGGGCGUUAGAGACUCUGAUCUGACCAGAACAUGCGGGUCCAAUUAGGAGGUGAAUUUUGAUCUUUCCAUCAAAUAAGAGACAAGAAAUCUUGCUGUCAAUGGUCUGAGCACGUGGGUGGGAAGCGUGUGAGGCAAAAGGGUUACUCUAGUAGUAUGUUUGUACACCACAGAAGAAAUGAAGCUGUCAGUAGAGACAAAAAAUUGCAAGACAAUAGAGUAUAUAAUUAUAUCGUUUGUAAUUUAGCAAUUGAGACAAUUAUUCAUUUUGUUAUUUGGGUUUGUUCGUUGUUCAAUAUUGAAGUCUGGUUUCUAUCAAGUCGUAUCAUGGCCACUGACCAGCUUCUAUGUACGGUGUGAAUAUCACUAUUUUCUUAUUGCAAAAAUAUAUCGACAUUACAUCAAUCACCUUGAUUGUGACCAUCGCGACAAAAUGGAAAUCAGGCUUUACCAUGUAUGAAAUUGUAAAUAGAAAAAUUGAUAUUGUGGUCCACAUAAAUGUGCAAAGCGACUAGAAAAUUAAAUUUCUUAAAGCUUAACUUAACUAAAUCUCUCCUUACUUAGCUCUAUUAGUUCUAAACUGUUCUUCCUAGAGGUGUAGUAGUUAGGGCCAUUCCUGCAUACUGCAAGAAUCCAUCCCCAGUUACAGAAGUGAAAGGAACACACACUAACUACUGAGUCAACAAAUUACUCCAAUUCUCCUUUCGAAUAUUUUUAAUUUUGUGUUAUGUGUUAUCAUCGUUCAAAUGAUUUAUAAAUCCAAACUAAAAAUCUCUAGAUUAGAUUAAGUUUGUUUUGCUGCUGCAGCGUUGGGCUUUUUGUCUUUUUUGAACGAUCCCAUCAUGUUUACAAAUGACGAGACAAGUGGCAUGAAGUCCAUAAGGGCAUCAAGAGGUCCUUUUUUCUUUACUUUAGUUUGUUCUGCCAAAUCUAUGAAAUCAAAAUUUAAAUAUUAAUUAAAUGCUUGGCCAGAGAUCGCAAAGGACACUCGAGUUGCGAUGUUGUGUUGUAGUACUUGUUAUACUACUUUCAGAAGGAUAAAUUGUAAAGCGCUGCAUGGGUAGGACGAAGAAGAAUAGAAAAAUGAAACGGACAAUAAUGGUAAAAUUCCAAAAAUAAAAUUAGAAAGAUAAAUACUAAAGAAAGAAUCAUGUGGCUACUUGUCGAGAGGUGAAGGUGCUACAGAAACUAUACCCUAGAGACGACAGUUUGCCUCCUCCAACUAUAGAAAUGGGGUGUUCUCCCCUGGGAGGCUGCCUACUUAUGUAUUCGGCAACCCAGAUCUUGUAAGAAAGAAAACAAAAAUAUUUAAAAACAGCCAAAGGGAAACGACCAAGGGUUCCACCCACCUUUGGCCAUCUUAGCGUUCCUCUCUUGCACAGUUUUGACAAUUUCCACCAUUUGUUUUCGUUCUUCGGCCGCUUCCUCUCGCACCAUUUUGACACUUUCUUCAAUGAACUUCAUAUUCUUGUUUGUCAUCACUUGUAAUGUGUUGACAUUCUUCGUCAUUGUGCUUUCCAUCAGCUCCAUCUGUUCUCGCAUACGUUGAAUGUACGCCUCUCUGGAUAAGAUUUAUAAACUAUUUUAGUUUC
This is a messenger RNA of Paramuricea clavata, 9722 nucleotides long. NCBI's taxonomy places the organism in Eukaryota, Metazoa, Cnidaria, Anthozoa, Malacalcyonacea, Plexauridae. The record is from the annotation of a GenBank genome assembly.